Messenger RNA from Haliaeetus leucocephalus (bald eagle), 505 nucleotides. It is a transcript of the gene ATOX1, whose product is annotated as antioxidant 1 copper chaperone. The coding region runs from base 53 to 241 and encodes 62 amino acids. Gene Ontology annotation, cellular component: cytosol. Lineage: Eukaryota; Metazoa; Chordata; Aves; Accipitriformes; Accipitridae. The record is from RefSeq and is a predicted model, not a curated record. Gene Ontology annotation, biological process: copper ion transport. The transcript has 4 exons. Gene Ontology annotation, molecular function: metal ion binding; copper chaperone activity.
CUGCCCUCGUCUACGGGACAGGACGAGGCCGAAGCACGAGUUCUUUGUGGACAUGACCUGCGAAGGCUGCUCCAAUGCGGUCACCCGUGUCCUGCACAGGCUGGGAGGUGUCCAGUUUGAUAUUGACCUGCCCAACAAGAAGGUGUGCAUCGACUCAGAGCACAAGGUUGACACCCUAUUGGAAACCCUAAAGAAGACUGGAAAGAACGCUUCCUACCUUGGGGAGAAGUCCGCGCAGUAGCCUUGCCUGGUGUGAGGAGGCUAGGAACUCAAACAUGACUUCAGCAAAAAGAUGGCUUAACUGUUUGCAUAUGUCCCAACUUGCUCUGUCAUUUGACCUUUACUACCCUGCCAGAUGUCGGAAAGCAGAGGGCUGGCAGGAGGAGACAACUGCGUCUUGGGGUUUAAAACUGGAGAAAUCUAAGGGAGGAGGUUAUAUGCUGUUUCUAGUCCCACAGUAAAUCAAGGUGCUGCUUCUGUCUUUCAGUGCAUGUCUAUGUGUCUU